Molecule: messenger RNA, 1221 nt
Organism: Cylindrotheca closterium
Lineage: Eukaryota; Bacillariophyta; Bacillariophyceae; Bacillariales; Bacillariaceae
Source: the annotation of a GenBank genome assembly
AUGUCACAUGCUUUGCAAGCCUUCUAUUUUGUCUUUGCUUUAGGUAGCACAGCGAUAGACGCCUUUACACCUUCGCCGUGUGUUUCGGCAACAACAACGAGAAGAACUUCAACCAAAAGACACAUCCAGAAUGAAUUUGCCUCCUCGACCUCAUUGCUUUCUUCCGCGAGUGAGCUCUUAUAUCAAGACCAACAAGAAGCCAUGCUUCGUCGAGCUCUUCAUGAAGAGGAACUUUUAUCUCAGAAAAGUAUGCCCAAGGAACUGCAAGCCGCCACGAUCAAAGCAAAACCCCCCAAGUCGGGAACUGGAUUUGCCGACAAGGGAGCCAUGGACCCUUCCACGAGACAGGCUGCCGAGCAAGCAAAGAUUAUGAAACGAGAUGGAGUGUUGCGAAUAAAUAAUGUCUUGUCGCCAGAUGUCUGUGACAAACUCAGACAGUACAUGCUGGAUCAGCAAACACUUGUCGAAAGCGAAACCGCAAGCAACCCACAAGCAUCAAAGAUAUACUAUGGUGUUGAACAAACACGAAAGAACCGAGCUGAUAUGCACUUGACUCUGACGAAGGGAGGAGUAAAGCUGACAGAUGGUAACAGUGAUGACGAAAGUACGGCGGACGAUGAAAAUGUAUUGGCGGAAGCUUUGCAAGAACUCUUGUCGUCGGAUGGAACGUUGAGGCCAAUCUACGAAGCCUUGGUGUCUAAGGAAGGAGAAUUCUAUGAAUUGGCCGGCAUCAUUACAAAACCGGGCAGCUAUCGACAAAUGGUUCAUCCCGAUUUGCCAUUCCAAGACAAUGCUCCGCUGUACGUGAUUUUCUUGGCACUUCAAGACGUCACUGAAGAAAUGGGCCCAACUUCCUUUUUGCUCAAAUCACAUGUCAAAAAAGCAAUCGAAAUAUUUGACGGCGGUGAUAUGGACGCCAAGGACGAUCAACUUCGUAAGGCAGACUGUCGUUUCGCGACUCUGAGCAAGGGUGCCGCCGUCUUGUUUGACGCUCGCGUACUUCAUUGUGGCGGUGCCAAUGAUAUUGAUAAGGGAGCAACCCGAGUCAUGCUUAACUUUUCAUUCCGCAAUCCAAAGGUGCAAGGUGAUAUUGGAUACAAGGGAUCCAUGAUGCCGGGCUAUGUUGGUGCCAUGACGUUGGGAAAUGUCAGCGACGCAUUGGAUCGAUAUAACGAAGGAGAGAUAGAUCCAUUUGCUAGCUAUGGUGAUGGUACGAUAUAA